AAUCUCUUAUUACGCUUGGCCCCUUUUUCGUUGCCUUCUUAUUUACUCACUUGCACUUCUUUCGAUCCCCACUCUCUCUCAAGAAUUAUCGGGGACGAAAGUUCGAUAUGGGUCAGAUCCAAUAUUCAGAGAAAUACUUCGAUGACACUUACGAGUACAGACAUGUUGUUCUUCCUCCUGAUGUAGCCAAACUACUCCCCAAGAAUCGUCUCCUCUCUGAGACUGAAUGGCGUGCAAUUGGGGUUCAGCAGAGCCGGGGGUGGGUUCACUAUGCCAUUCAUCGCCCUGAACCACACAUCAUGCUCUUCCGAAGGCCAUUGAACUAUCAGCAGCAGCAAGAGAAUCAGCAAAGCAUGCUUGCUAAGUGAUGUCUUUAAUGUCAAAUGGAGAAUAGGAAAUAUUUACAGUCUAAAAUGUCUUAGGAGUUCUGGUACUGCAUUGUAUUUUAGUUCGCCAUGCCAUUUCUGUGUUUGGCCUUUGUUUGGUGCAUUGCUGUGGUGUUGACAUCUUUCAUGUCAUUGAUACUACUGUUUUAGAUAUUUGGUGGUGGACUUCUGGUGUACUGCCUGGGGAUGAAAAACCACUUGUGGUAUGUGUGAGUGUGAUGAUUAAAAGCUUAUUCUACCAUGUGCUUUAA
Messenger RNA from Mangifera indica (mango), 637 nucleotides. Its product is annotated as cyclin-dependent kinases regulatory subunit 1-like. The record is from RefSeq and is a predicted model, not a curated record. Gene Ontology annotation, cellular component: SCF ubiquitin ligase complex; cyclin-dependent protein kinase holoenzyme complex. Lineage: Eukaryota; Viridiplantae; Streptophyta; Magnoliopsida; Sapindales; Anacardiaceae. Bases 108 to 368 code for a protein of 86 amino acids. The transcript has 3 exons. Gene Ontology annotation, biological process: regulation of mitotic cell cycle. Gene Ontology annotation, molecular function: histone binding; cyclin-dependent protein serine/threonine kinase activator activity; ubiquitin binding.